This is a messenger RNA of Prorocentrum cordatum, 458 nucleotides long. The record is from the annotation of a GenBank genome assembly. NCBI's taxonomy places the organism in Eukaryota, Dinophyceae, Prorocentrales, Prorocentraceae.
GGGGGAGGAUGAGGAGGUAGCAGGCGCAGGAGUGAGGAGCCAGGAGCUCCGCGAGUGGCAGCACGUCGGCUCCGCCCGCAGCCGCACGGUCGCCGCCAAAGUGGUUCCGUCAGAUCAGCUACCGCCGCCUCCUGCGCGCUGGCUAUGCAGGCCCGCUGCCACCUCGAGCGACGGCGACCCUCGCGACGAGCGCCAGCACCAGUCGGAUCACUGGUCCUCGGGGGAGGAUUCCUUGCACACCGACUACAAGGACUCCGACUACAAGAGCACGGACUAUUACUUGGACCCCUCUCUCUCCCUCCUUCAAACGUCACGUAUUUAACUGUCUCGCAGCAGAUGUGCAUGUUUCCAUACACAACAGUGUAUAUAAGAUGCUGGGCAAGAAUGACCAAUGGGGCCAUCCCUCCUAGUACCCACGUUCGCUCUGAGUGUUUUCGUGCCCCACAUCCUUGCUGGGC